AACGCUGACACGGUGGCGUCCUCAAGUUUGAAAAUAUGGCGGACUCGAUGAGUUUUGCUCCCCCAACAAAAGCUUGUAGCUCAAGUGAUCUUAUGCGAGAAAAGUUGGAAAAAUGGCGUCGAAUGAAAGGAAGGUCUUCCGUUUGUGGUGCCAUGACUGUUUACAAUCGUUCCGGAUCAGCUGUUUCGUCAGACAUAAAUAAGAACGCUAACUGUCUCCAGAAAAGUUUAUCAGCCACCUCUAGAAUAAUGAGAGAGUCAAGGAUACUUCAAAGACAGCCAGAAAGUGCUGCAGAAAGAUACAAGAGGAUAUCUAACCAUGCAUAUAAGUUAACUGGUGUACAGAAACGAAGAAAGACUUCAAGUGUUUUUCAAAGGAAAGCUCUCCCUGAUAGUGCCAGGAACCUGGCACUAUCAGGGAACCUGAAGACCACCCCUCCAAAACAGACACCUAGAAAGCUGAAAACAUACAAGGACAAGACUCUCAGUAUGAGAGAAAGGCUUGAACUCUGGAGAGUUGAAAAGAGGCAGCCCAACUCAGACAAAGCUGCCAUGAGAUCUAAAACACUUGGGAAAAGACUUAAUUGGAUGUCAGCUUCUGCAAAAGAAAAUCAGAACAAUUAUUACAGACUGGAAAACACUAAAGAAGUAUUGACUCCUGCUUCUACAAAGCAACCAUUUAAGUCUGGGGUAAAAUCGACCUCUAAGAAAUCAACCUCUGACUGUCAAUCUCAUCGUAAAUCUUCUACAGUACAAUCAAACAAUGUGUGGCAAUCAAAGCUAAUCCAAUGUGAAGUAACACUACAGUCUACUUUUCCAUAUGAUCCUGAAGUAAAGUCAUACAAAAACAAGGCUCUUGAUAUAAGGGAACGAUUGGACCUUUGGCUUGCUGAAAAAGGAAAAACACCAAAGUACAGGACACCAGCUGUGCUGCAACAUUCCAAAAGUGUUCAACAAAGAAAUUCCGUGGAGGAAAAAAAGAGACUUUCCUUUAAGGGAGGAGAGGAAAGUGCUUGUGUCAUGGACAAUGAUGUCUGUGCCAUUUCACCUGAUGAAGGGGAAAAUGUUGAAGGAAAACUGCAAGAGUGUUUGCAACAGUUAGAAUUGAAUGAAUAUGAUGCAGAUGAAGUAGGGUCCAAGCUGGAUUUCUACAGAUCAACAUGUUCACGCAUCUGUCAGAUGACGAACUACUGGCUGUGCCGGGCAAAGAUUGCCCAACAUCAGAAAGACUACAAUAGAGUAGUGUGCUUACUGGAGCAAGCUUUUGUCUUCAAGGCACAGCCAGAUUCAGUCCUGAAGGAUGCAGUGUGUGCUUUUGUGAAUUUCAUAAAGGAAAAUGAGCCAAAAGAUGAGAUUUGUCCAUCACUACCACAUGAAUCUCCUCCACAUGAAGCUAAGAUUGACGUUAAAGACAUUUUGUCAGAGGAGCUGAACUCUUCCAUCAUAAAGUUCUGUUUAAUGGAGGUCACACCUUACAGAAAAAAGUUUAAGAAAACAUUUGGAAAGCAGAUCUUAACACCUGUACGCAGGUCUGUGCGGUUAGAGCAGGCUAGCAUCCAGUAUCCCUCGGUUGUCCAGGAACAUGGUUUGACUGUCAGAACACUGGAAGAGCUUCCUGAAGAUGUUCAACAGGACUUGUUGUUUAAACCCAACUUUGCUGUUCAAACCGAGCUCAAUGAGGCCUGGAAUAAGCUUCAGCUGGACUCAGACCUGUAAACUCCACAAAACUUUCAUUACAGCCUCGCAUCAAUGUUGGAAAAUAUAAUUAAUAUACAUUACUUUUUCAUCAGUUUUAGAUGACUCUUGAUGUUUAUUUUACCAAUUGUAAUGGUAAAUACCUUGAAAUCUCAAAGAAACCAAUAGAACUGGAGAACUGUAGAAAUGAGUUUGUAUAAAAUAUAAGAAUUAGUAAAGUUUUUGUGCUUUCAAGUUUUGGUGCAUGUGUAAAAUUAUAGUUCAUCACACAUUGUUUAGUACUACAGAAAAAGACCAUUAAAAGCACAAUGUACAACAUAA
Molecule: messenger RNA, 2015 nt
Organism: Stylophora pistillata
Lineage: Eukaryota; Metazoa; Cnidaria; Anthozoa; Scleractinia; Pocilloporidae
Cellular component (GO): cytosol; centrosome; mitotic spindle
Source: RefSeq, a predicted model, not a curated record